Messenger RNA from Dibothriocephalus latus, 172 nucleotides. The record is from the annotation of a GenBank genome assembly. NCBI's taxonomy places the organism in Eukaryota, Metazoa, Platyhelminthes, Cestoda, Diphyllobothriidea, Diphyllobothriidae.
GCUGCUGCUCCGGUGCCUGGAGGUUGGUAUGCACCUCCGGCCGCUGCUUGGCCUCCAGCUGUGCAACAAGGUCCUCCGGGUCCGCCGUACGGUGGAGCCAGUGAUUACUGGAGUGCGGGUGCUGCACCUAAUGGUUAUCUCCCUCCUCCACCCCCGCCUCCUCCAGGCUUGU